Molecule: messenger RNA, 3795 nt
Organism: Drosophila novamexicana
Lineage: Eukaryota; Metazoa; Arthropoda; Insecta; Diptera; Drosophilidae
Product: aldehyde oxidase 4-like
Exons: 6
Coding region: 1-3795 (1264 amino acids)
Molecular function (GO): oxidoreductase activity; FAD binding; iron ion binding
Source: RefSeq, a predicted model, not a curated record
AUGAGCAUCAAGUUCAAUGUGAAUGGCUUUCCGUACGAGGUGCAGCCAGCGGACUACGCCGCAGACAUCACCCUAAACGCGUUCCUCAGGGAUCAUCUCCAUCUGACGGCUACUAAGUACAUGUGCCUGGAGGGUGGCUGUGGCUCCUGCAUUUGUCUCAUUCGACGCCGACAUCCUAUCACAGGUGAAAUAAGCUCCCGUGCCGCCAACUCAUGUUUGACCCUGCUCAAUAGUUGCAACGAUGUGGACAUUAUUACCAACGAGGGGCUGGGCAAUAAGAACAGCGGCUAUCACCCCAUACAGAAGCGUUUGGCUAAGCUUAACGGCACCCAAUGCGGAUUCUGUACGCCGGGAUUCGUGAUGAACAUGUACGGGCUGCUGGAGAGUCAAGGGGGGCACGUGACCAUGGCUGAGGUAGAGGAUGCAUUUGGUGGCAAUAUAUGUCGCUGCACCGGCUACCGGCCUAUCCUCGAUGCCAUGAAAUCAUUUGCCGUGGACAGCAAUAUUGACGUUCCAGCGGAGUGCGUGGACAUUGAGGAUUCCUUUGAGCUGCUCUGCCCACGCACCGGUCAAUGCUGCAGUGGCAGUUGUUCUCGCCCGUCGCUGCCAGCUCAGAACAACAGCCAUUGGUAUUGGCCAAAGACGCUCGCGGAGCUUUUCGAAGCACUGGCUCAGGUUCCUAACGAAGAGGAGUAUAUCCUGGUAGCGGGAAACACAGCGCAUGGUGUCUACAGGCGAUCCAAGAGUAUACAGCACUUUGUGGAUGUCAACAUGGUGCCGGAGCUCAAGCAUCACAGCAUCGAGCCGAAUCGCCUAUUGCUGGGUGCCAACGUGACACUCACAGAUGCCAUGCAGCUCUUCCGACAGGCGCAACAACGCGCCGGCUUCGAGUAUUGUGCACAGUUGUGGACGCACUUCAACCUGAUUGCGAAUGUGCCAGUGCGAAAUAACGGAACUCUGGCGGGAAACAUCUCAAUCAAGAAGCAGCAUCCGGAGUUUCCCUCGGAUGUAUUCAUCACAUUUGAAGCACUAGAUGCGCAGGUCUUGGUGUAUGAGAAUGCCAGCAGUCAACGGGUAAUGAGCCUGUUGGCUUAUCUGCAGGAUGCCACGCCCAAACUGGUCAUUGGCGCGUUUAUAUUAAGACCCUAUCCCAAGCCGAAAUACUUGUUCAACUCCUAUAAGAUCCUGCCGCGUGCUCAAAACGUACAUGCCUAUGUCAAUGCUGGUUUCCUUAUCGAGUGGCAGAAUACCCAGCAUCGCAUAGUGGGCUCGGCUCGCCUUUGCUUUGGCAACAUUCUGCCUGAUUACGUGCACGCCCAAGAUGCCGAGCAAUUGCUGGUGGGUCGCGAUCUGUACGACAGCGCCACAGUCGCGCAAGUCUUCGAGCAGCUGCUGAUGAACCUACACCCAGUGGAAAUGCCUCCUGAGGCAUCGCCUGAGUAUCGCCAGAAACUAGCCUGCGGGCUCUUUUACAAGUUUUUACUUGGGUCAGCGCCCGAGGAUCUUGUCCGGCAGCGUUUUCGCGGCGGAGGAGACUUGCUGGAGCGCUCCCUUUCAUCGGGAAGUCAAACAUUCGAGACCAUACACAACAACUAUCCCGUGACACAGGCAGUGCAGAAGCUUGAAGGCCUCAUUCAAUGCUCCGGCGAGGCAAAGUACGUAAACGAUCUACUGACCACUUCUAAUGCUGUAUACUGCGCCUUUGUGACGGCCAAGCGGGUGGGAGCCACAAUCGAACUGAUCGAUGCAACAGAGGCGUUCCAGUGCAAAGGCGUGGUUGCCUUCUAUGGAGUCAGGGACAUUCCAGGGGACAAUAACUUCAACAAUUCCAGUUUCCUGACAGUCGAAGUGGAGGAGAUCUUUUGCUCCGGACGAGUCCAGUACUAUGAUCAGCCGCUGGGAGUAAUCGCUGCGCUUACCCACGAUGUGGCCGUAUAUGCGGCGACAUUGGUGCGGGUGACUUAUGCCAAUAACCAGGUGAAGAUCUAUACCAGCAUGAAUGCCGUGCUGGCAGACAAGGUGGAAAAUCGUCUAGUGACAAGCUCAGCACCAACUGAGGAGUUUUCCGAGCCACCGCUCGACCCUGGUGAUGUGCUAGGACGUGGGAUUCUUGAGCUUGAUUCGCAAUACCACUUCACCAUGGAGCCACAAACGACGGUGGUGGUACCUGUUGAACAGGGACUGCAGGUUUGGAGUGCCACUCAAUGGAUGGACGUGACCCAGACCUGCAUAUCGCGAAUGCUCAAAUUGGAUGCAAAUGCAGUCCAGUUACAGGUGCGACGCAUCGGCGGAGCCUAUGGCGCCAAGGUUACACGUGGUAACCAAGUGGCAUGUGCCUGUGCACUUGUUGCACACAAAUUGAAUCGGCCAGCACGUUUUGUGCAAACUAUCGAAUCCAUGAUGGAGACAAACGGAAAGCGCUGGGCUUGUCGCUCCGACUACGAAUUUCAGGCGCGUGCUAAUGGCUCCAUACGCAUGCUCAGCAACAACUACUACGAGGAUGCGGGCUGCACCCUUAACGAGAAUGUCGUCGACUUUCUCACGUUACCAACAUUAAAAAAUGUCUACAAUCUGACCAACUUGAACUUUAAGGCAAAGGGUACUGCUGUAAAAACGGAUGCGCCCAGCUCAACAUGGUGCCGGGCUCCAGGGACAGCAGAGGGCAUUGCCAUGACGGAGACGGCACUGGAGCACAUUGCCUUUGCCUGUAAAUUGGAUCCAGCGGAUGUGCGUCUUGUAAAUCUCCGACCGGACAGCAAAAUGGUACAGCUACUGCCUCGAUUUCUGGCUUCCACUGAGUACCGCAAACGUCGGGAGCAAAUCAACUUAUUUAACGCUCAAAACCGAUGGCGCAAACGAGGUUUGGGAUUGGCACUAAUGGAGUUUCCUUUAAAUGUGAGCAUCGCCUUAUGCUACCCCACGACGGUAGCUAUUUACCAUGCGGAUGGCUCGGUGGUCGUCUCGCACGGUGGCAUUGAGAUAGGUCAGGGCAUAAACACUAAGGUAGCCCAAGUGGCUGCCUUUGUGCUUGGUGUGCCGCUAGAGCGUGUGCGUGUGGAGAACAGCAAUACAAUCACGGGAGCCAAUUCUUUUGUGACAGCCAACUCAAUGGCCAGUGAACUGGUUGGAAUAUCAGUGCGCAAGGCCUGCGACACACUCAAUCAGCGUCUGGAGCCGGUCAAGCGCAGAUUGGGAGCAAAGGCAAGCUGGCAGCAGGUUGUCGAGUCGGCCUUCAUCCAAUCGAUCAGUUUGAUUGCAACCGAGUCCUACAAAAUGGGUGAUCAAAGUAACUACAGUAUAUAUGGUUUGAGUCUGAGCGAGCUGGAGUUGGACAUACUGACUGGCAACCAUUUAAUACGCCGCGUUGACAUACUAGAGGAUGCGGGCGAGAGUCUCAGUCCCAGCAUUGACGUCGGUCAGGUUGAAGGAGCCUUCGUCAUGGGUCUGGGUUACUACCUAACCGAGCUGUUGUUCUACGACCGACAAACGGGUCGCCUUCUCACGAAUCGCACCUGGAACUAUCAUCCACCAGGCGCCAAGGAUAUACCAAUUGAUUUCCGCAUUGAGCUACUGCAAAAAAGUCCCAACCCCGUUGGUUUCCUACGAUCAAAGGCGACGGGCGAACCGGCUCUAUGUCUGGCUGUGGGCGUGCUCUUCGCCAUGCAGCAUGCUAUACAAUCGGCCAGGCAGGAUGCCGGAUUGCCGCGGGAAUGGGUGCGACUAGGCGCACCUACCACACCAGAAACUGUUGUAUUAUCAGCGGGUAAUGAAGUUCAACAAUUUGCAUUACAAUAG